CCACGCCUCCCCACACAGCUCUUCUUCCGCGGCUCCCGGAGGGAAGCUGAGGAGCUGCAGAGCGAGCCCCAGGCUAGUCUCGCCUGAACCCCGACACUACAAGGCUUCAAGACUCUUGUCACCCACUGAUUCUGUGCCCUGGUCGGUCCACCGCCGCGCGCCGCAGGAGUAGCAGCCGGCCCAGCACCGCGCUCCACCGCGUCUGCUGAGCGCGGCACGUGCUGGUGGCAAUCCGCCUCCGGCCCCGGGGCCCUCUGCCCGCCGCCGCGGCCGCCGCCACGAGCGCUCCAGCUGCAGCCGAGGCCGCAACGUGAGCGCAGGAAGCCCGCGAGGAACCGCUGGCUGGAGGCGCCAGGCUCCGGGAGCGCACCUGGUUUUGAAGAUCAUGAUCACAUGGAUGUAUCUAACUAAAUGGUACCUGAGGACAUGGUGGUCCUUUAGAGAGCACAUCUAAGUUGCUGGCUAAUUCCUUUGUUUGCCACUCAACAUUGGACAUUACUUGAUACUAUCUACCAGAACUCUCCUAAAUUUCCCCACCAUGCUAUCUUCAUCAGCUUGAACUCCCUUCCUAAAAUGGUCCUUCUCUUGAUCCUGUCAGUCCUGCUUUUGAGAGAAGAUGUCCGUGGGAGGGCACAGUCCAAUGAGAGGAGGGUGGUGGCUCACAUGCCAGGUGACAUCAUCAUCGGAGCUCUCUUUUCUGUCCACCACCAGCCCACCGUGGACAAGGUGCAUGAGAGGAAGUGUGGGGCAGUCCGUGAACAGUAUGGCAUCCAGAGAGUGGAGGCCAUGCUGCACACCCUGGAGAGGAUCAACUCAGACCCCAUGCUCUUGCCCAACAUCACCCUGGGCUGCGAGAUAAGGGAUUCCUGCUGGCAUUCAGCCGUGGCCCUCGAGCAGAGCAUUGAGUUCAUCAGGGACUCUCUCAUUUCUUCCGAAGAAGAAGAAGGUUUGGUGCGCUGUGUGGAUGGCUCUUCCUCUUCCUUCCGCUCCAAGAAACCCAUCGUAGGGGUCAUUGGGCCUGGCUCCAGUUCUGUGGCCAUUCAGGUCCAGAACUUGCUCCAGCUUUUCAACAUACCUCAGAUCGCUUACUCAGCAACAAGCAUGGACCUGAGCGACAAGACUCUGUUUAAGUACUUCAUGAGGGUCGUGCCCUCAGAUGCCCAGCAGGCCCGGGCCAUGGUGGACAUAGUGAAGAGAUACAACUGGACCUACGUGUCGGCCGUGCACACAGAAGGCAACUAUGGAGAAAGUGGAAUGGAGGCUUUCAAAGAUAUGUCAGCCAAGGAAGGGAUUUGCAUCGCCCACUCCUACAAAAUCUACAGCAACGCAGGGGAGCAGAGCUUCGAUAAACUCCUGAAGAAGCUCAGGAGUCACCUGCCCAAGGCGCGGGUGGUGGCCUGCUUCUGCGAGGGCAUGACGGUGAGAGGUCUGCUGAUGGCCAUGAGGCGCCUGGGUCUCGCAGGAGAAUUCCUGCUUCUCGGCAGUGAUGGCUGGGCCGACAGGUAUGAUGUGACAGAUGGAUAUCAGCGAGAAGCUGUUGGUGGAAUUACAAUCAAGCUCCAAUCUCCUGAUGUCAAGUGGUUUGAUGAUUAUUAUCUGAAGCUCCGGCCAGAAACAAACCUCCGAAACCCUUGGUUUCAAGAAUUUUGGCAGCAUCGUUUUCAGUGCCGGCUGGAAGGGUUUGCACAGGAGAACAGCAAAUACAACAGGACGUGCAACAGUUCUCUGACUCUGAGAACACAUCACGUUCAAGAUUCCAAAAUGGGAUUCGUGAUCAAUGCUAUCUAUUCCAUGGCCUAUGGGCUCCACAACAUGCAGAUGUCCCUCUGCCCAGGCUAUGCGGGCCUCUGUGAUGCCAUGAAGCCAAUCGAUGGACGGAAACUUUUGGACUCCCUGAUGAAAACCAAUUUUACUGGGGUUUCUGGAGAUAUGAUCCUAUUCGAUGAGAAUGGAGACUCUCCAGGAAGGUAUGAAAUAAUGAAUUUUAAGGAAAUGGGAAAAGACUAUUUUGAUUACAUCAAUGUUGGAAGCUGGGACAAUGGAGAACUAAAAAUGGAUGAUGAUGAAGUGUGGUCCAAGAAAAACAUAAUCAUCAGAUCUGUGUGCAGCGAGCCGUGUGAGAAGGGCCAGAUAAAGGUGAUCCGGAAGGGAGAGGUCAGCUGUUGUUGGACCUGCACACCUUGUAAGGAGAAUGAGUAUGUCUUUGAUGAGUACACCUGCAAGGCGUGCCAGCUGGGGUCAUGGCCCACUGAGGAUCUUACAGGUUGUGAUUUGAUCCCAGUGCAGUAUCUUCGCUGGGGGGACCCUGAGCCCAUUGCAGCUGUGGUGUUUGCCUGCCUUGGCCUGCUGGCCACCCUGUUUGUUACUGCAGUCUUCAUCAUUUACCGUGAUACACCGGUAGUCAAGUCCUCCAGCAGAGAACUCUGCUACAUUAUUCUUGCUGGCAUCUGCCUGGGCUACUUAUGUACCUUCUGCCUCAUUGCAAAGCCCAAACAGAUUUAUUGCUACCUUCAGAGAAUUGGCAUUGGUCUCUCACCAGCCAUGAGCUACUCAGCCCUUGUAACCAAGACCAAUCGUAUUGCAAGGAUCCUGGCUGGCAGCAAGAAGAAGAUCUGUACCAAAAAGCCCAGAUUCAUGAGUGCCUGUGCCCAGCUAGUGAUUGCUUUCAUUCUCAUAUGCAUCCAGUUGGGCAUCAUUGUUGCCCUCUUCAUAAUGGAGCCUCCGGAUAUAAUGCACGACUACCCAAGCAUUCGAGAAGUCUACCUGAUUUGCAAUACCACCAAUCUAGGGGUUGUCACUCCUCUUGGAUAUAAUGGACUGCUAAUUUUGAGCUGUACCUUCUAUGCUUUCAAGACCAGAAAUGUUCCAGCUAACUUCAACGAGGCCAAGUAUAUUGCCUUCACGAUGUACACCACCUGCAUUAUAUGGCUGGCCUUUGUGCCAAUCUACUUUGGCAGCAACUACAAAAUCAUCACCAUGUGUUUCUCAGUCAGCCUCAGUGCUACAGUGGCUCUAGGCUGUAUGUUUGUGCCGAAAGUGUACAUCAUCCUGGCCAAACCGGAAAGAAAUGUGCGCAGCGCCUUCACCACAUCUACCGUGGUACGCAUGCACGUGGGGGAUGGCAAGUCAUCCUCAGCAGCCAGCAGAUCCAGCAGCCUCGUCAACCUGUGGAAGAGGAGGGGCUCCUCUGGGGAAACCCUAAGGUACAAAGACAGGAGACUGGCCCAGCACAAGUCGGAAAUAGAGUGUUUCACCCCCAAAGGGAGUAUGGGAAAUGGUGGGAGAGCAACAAUGAGCAGCUCCAACGGAAAAUCGGUUACGUGGGCCCAGAACGAGAAGAGCAGCCGCGGCCAGCACCUUUGGCAGCGGCUGUCGGUGCACAUCAACAGGAAGGAGAACCCCAACCAGACGGCCGUCAUCAAACCCUUCCCCAAGAGCACGGAGAGCCGCGGCCCGGGCGCGGGCGGCGCGGGCGCGGGCGCGGGCUCGGGGGGCAGCGGCGGCGCGGGCGCGGGGCCCGGAGGGCCCGAGCCGCCGGACGCCGGCCCCAAGGCGCUGUACGACGUGGCGGAGGCGGAGGAGCGCUUCCCGGCGCCCGCGCGCCCGCGCUCGCCGUCGCCCAUCCGCACGCUGAGCCGCCGCGCGGGCUCGGCCAGCCGCACGGACGACGACGCGCCGUCGCUGCGCUCGGAGCCCGCGGCGCGCAGCAGCUCGUCGCAGGGCUCGCUCAUGGAGCAGAUCAGCAGCGUGGUGACGCGCUUCACCGCCAACAUCAGCGAGCUCAACUCCAUGAUGCUGUCCACCGCGGGCCCCGGCGCCGGCGGCGGCGCCCCGCUCUGCUCGUCCUACCUGAUCCCCACGGAGAUCCAGCUGCCCACGACGAUGACCACGUUCGCCGAGAUCCAGCCGCUGCCCGCCAUCGAGGUCACGGGCGGCGCGCAGCCCGCGGCGGCCCAGCCGGCUGGGGCCGCGGCCCGGGAGAGCGCGGCCGCCGGGCCCGAGGCUGCGGCCUGCAAGCCCGACCUGGAGGAGCUGGUGGCGCUCACCCCGCCGUCCCCCUUCAGAGACUCGGUGGACUCGGGCAGUACAGCCCCCAACUCGCCGGUGUCCGAGUCGGCCCUGUGUAUCCCGUCGUCUCCCAAGUACGACACGCUGAUCAUAAGAGAUUACUCUCAGAGCUCCUCGUCGUUGUGAAGGUCCUUGGAAACCACGCCGGGACCCGCCCGCGCAGCGCGGGCCUCCCGUUUCGCACGGACACAGUGACGAGCAGAGUCGCCUGGUUAGGACCCGAGGGAGAAGAUGCCCAGGAACA
Manis javanica (Malayan pangolin) is the source of this 4312-nucleotide messenger RNA. RefSeq names its product glutamate metabotropic receptor 5 (gene GRM5). The record is from RefSeq and is a predicted model, not a curated record. Gene Ontology annotation, cellular component: membrane. Gene Ontology annotation, biological process: G protein-coupled receptor signaling pathway. Lineage: Eukaryota; Metazoa; Chordata; Mammalia; Pholidota; Manidae. Gene Ontology annotation, molecular function: G protein-coupled receptor activity.